AUGGCUUCCAACUUGACGACACCAGAGGAGACAACUCCUCCAACCAUUGAACUACACGGGAUUAUCAUCGGAGGAAGCAUAUCCGGACUCUCAGCUGCUAUUGCUCUACGGCGCGCAGGACAUCGAGUGACUGUGUUAGAGAAGGACUCAACGAUAACUGAAAAGCUCAGCAGGGGCUUCCGCAUUGCACCUAAUUUGCAUAAGAUACUGUGUGAAUGGGGUCUCGAAGCCGAACUGAAGGAAAUAUCAUCAAAACCUAAAACGAUGAAUAUGCUUUCCUAUAACAAUGGGACUUACCUUGGAAGCCUGACAUGGGACAAAGAGGUGCUCAAAGAAACAGGCGGGGAGUUCAGGCUAACCACUUAUUCUGCGCUGUGGUCCCUUCUUUACCGCGAGACGAUCUCGCAAGGGGUAUGCGUACGGUUUGGGACAAAAAUCGUGUCUUUGAAAACCCGUUCCAUCUCGCCUUCCGUCUCAUUGGAAAGCGGGGAGACGGUUUAUGCCGAUCUACUGAUCGGGGCAGAUGGUGUCAACGGUCUGACUCGGAAAUACAUCUCUGCUUCCGCCGUUCCUCCAGAUGAUUAUGCUCAUAAUGAUAAAUCUUGUGGAAAAGAUCAACCAGCGUAUGGUGAAGCCAAACCCGGCGCCAGGAUCGAGAGCGCAAAGUUCAAAAUGUUCAGCGCAUCCAUACCCAAAAAAUCAAUCAUCAACGACCCACAACUUGCAUAUCUGAUAAAUCGUAGGGAGAACGAUAUGUUCGUCUGGAUUGGCCAUGAACAUUCAGCUAUUGGGUUUCCUAGCGGCAACAGCAGCAAUUUCUUCCUGAAUGUCUAUGGACUGGAGUCUGGAGUCCAAGCUCGGGAUUUACAACAUGUAUUGUAUGGAGCGGAGUCAAGCCUUCUCAAAUUAUCCCGCAUUGCCUCAGAAACAUUUUCGAGCUUGACAUAUGCCCCCCUUAUUCACGAGAGCGUUCUUGAGACAUGGGUAGAUGGGAGUUUAGUAGUGAUUGGGGAAGCAGCGCAUCCGUUACCCCCUGGUUCGGUGCAAUCGUGUGCUCUAUCUGUCGAAGAUGGCGCCGUUCUAGCCAGAUUAUUCGCCCCUCAAUCCCUUUCCUGGCGUUCAAAAUCUUGCGGACUGGUUUCCUAUAUUCCAACUAUUCUCGCUGCAUUUCAAUCCAUUCGGUACCAACGUUGUGCCUCCGUGCAAACUAGAGAGGUCGGAAUCAUACACUAUAUGACUAUGCCUGGAUCCAGUGAGGCGGAAAGAAACGUCAGAGAUCAAGGGAUGCGAGCGAGAAGGGAUUUGGUGGAACUCGCAGUCGUUCCAGUACCACCUGAAAUUGCAGAUUUUUUCAAAACUGACUUUGACGACGAUGUGGAAGAAGAAGAAGAAGAGGGACUGUGUUACCAAGUGAAAAAUGCAAAUCUCACGGCUAACACUGGUGAUAGAUUGGAAAUCUCCCCGGAGCGGGUAGAGGCCUCUGAGGUGUUUGGGUAUCAAGCAGAAGAGGAGGCAGAAGAGUGGUGGGCUACUUGGGGUAGAUAUCAAAUCCAGACAGAAGUAUCUCCGGCAGUUGCGAUUGGCGGCAACGACAAGACUGUAUGCAACUUCUUCCAAAAGUUAACAACUUCUGACCCGCUUCAUUCUAACUCCUCCAUUGCCCCUCAUUCACCGUAUACAUUGCCUUCCACUUCAAUUUCAGAGGAAAACUGGAACCACACACCUGCAUGUACUAGUGCCGAGUUCCUAACUCACAAAUUAAUUGAUUCUUCAGAAGAUGGUUGUGGAUGCUGUUUCCUGAUAUAG
This is a messenger RNA of Lentinula edodes (shiitake mushroom), 1806 nucleotides long. RefSeq lists its product as uncharacterized. The record is from RefSeq and is a predicted model, not a curated record. The transcript has 9 exons. Gene Ontology annotation, molecular function: FAD binding; monooxygenase activity. The coding region runs from base 1 to 1806 and encodes 601 amino acids. Lineage: Eukaryota; Fungi; Basidiomycota; Agaricomycetes; Agaricales; Omphalotaceae. Gene Ontology annotation, biological process: secondary metabolite biosynthetic process.